Molecule: messenger RNA, 541 nt
Organism: Eruca vesicaria subsp. sativa (arugula)
Lineage: Eukaryota; Viridiplantae; Streptophyta; Magnoliopsida; Brassicales; Brassicaceae
Source: the annotation of a GenBank genome assembly
CACAUCUUUGCAUCUCAACAAAACUGCAAAGCAACAUACACAUAUACAUACAUACAUACAUACAUUCAUAAACACACUGAUACAUCGAUCUCUGUAGUUUGAGGAAGAUGAUGAGCUCAGGGGAAGUGCAGUCGUUCAAGAAGAAACAAGGGACUGUGAUCCCCAAGAAGAGAGAGUUGGUGAAGACCAAAAUCCUCAAAUCCAUUCUCUCUUUUCUCCGUCGCUCCGUUGCUAAACGAAUUUGUGAACAUUCCGGUGACGGCAAACGCGUGUACCCUACUCGCCCAUGAUCGGUCUUUUCCAUGGAGUUGACGAUAUUUACCGGUCAUGAUCUUAUAUGGGUUGUCCUCCUCUGCUUUUCUGUUGUUAUGUUAUAUUUUAAGUAGAAGGAAGCUUGAUUAGGCUGAAGAUUCUGUUUUUUUAUUUGAGUUUUUAGUCUUUUUGAAAGGGAGUUAUUUCAUGAAUUAUUGGUAGUAUAAUGUUUGAUCUUCAUUGUGUAAAACCCAUUUAAUAUAUGAUUAUCAUGACGCGUCUUGAUUAA